Molecule: messenger RNA, 1276 nt
Organism: Polistes canadensis
Lineage: Eukaryota; Metazoa; Arthropoda; Insecta; Hymenoptera; Vespidae
Exons: 4
Coding region: 415-1218 (267 amino acids)
Source: RefSeq, a predicted model, not a curated record
UCUUUAGUAUAACGUAAAGCCACCAACUAGUUACUUACCUGGUCCAUUUCCAAUCACCUAUAUUCCUACAAAAUUUCAUUUCACAUAUAUAUUUUUCAUCAUUUGUUUUUUCGUUGGGUCGUUUAAACAAACAAAUUAAAUUGUUAUUUUAACGAAUAAAAUAAUGGUCCUGAUGGAUUAAGAGUUUAGAAGUGAACGUUGAAUUUAUUUAACGUAAUUCAUACUUCCGGGUUUGUAAUAAUCAUCAUUCGGAAAAUAAGUGUAAAUAAUAAUAAAUAGAAAGAAAAAUUAAAAAAAAAAAAAAAAAAAAAAAGAAAAAUAAGUAAAUAAAAAGAAGUUCUAAAGAGUUUCCGAUAGUUGUUUGGAAGGAACGAUCCUUCUUCAACAGGACUCUAAGGAUACAAGUUAUCGAAAAUGAUUUGUUUGAAGAAUGUGAUCAAUGUCAUCGUAUUAUUAAACUUAGUAUUUUUUGGAUCCAUCAUUUGUCAAGAUUUCAAGUUGAAUGAUCCUGCAGUCAACGAGCCGGAUUUUGAAAUUCCGGAAUACGUAUUACCAUGUUCACAAAAGGAUCCCAAAAUUGAAGUAUGCGUGGCAAAAUUGUUUAACCAUCUGAAACCGUAUUUAGUGAAAGGAAUACCGGAAUUGGAUUUGCCAUCGAUCGAGCCAUUACUGAUACCGGAAUUGGGUAUGGAAAAUGGUCAAGGUGCGGUCAGAGUUAGCGCACUUUUUUCCAACAUUACCGUUUACGGUGCCGGCAAUUACAACACGACGAAAAUACGGAUGGAUUUGAAUACUUUAAGAAUCGAUCUUCAUCUAACCAUUCCCAAGGUCGAGUUGCAAGGUCGUUACGAAGUCGCUGGAAACAUUCUUUUGUUUCCCAUUAAAAGCCAUGGCGACUUUUGGGCAUUGUUUGGUGACAUAGCAGCAGUAGCACGUGCACAAGGAUCAAUAGAAAUACGUGAUGGUAUACGUUACAUGGAAUUAACUAAAUUACUCGUAGAUUUUAGUCUUGGACAUGCAAGAUUUCGCAUUAACGACGAAUUAAAUGGUAACAACGUAAUUGGCCAAGCGAUGAAUCAGUUUCUCAAUCAACAUGCGAAAGAGAUUAUCGAAGAAAUGAGACCGGCUGCUAGUAGUAGCAUUGCCAAACACUUCUUAUCAUUUCUUAACACGGCUUUAAAGAAGAUACCGCUCAAAGUUUGGCUACGUGACGUAUAAAUUUAUCCACGAUUAAAAUAUAUAUUUAUGUUUCAAUAAUGCAAUAACAAAAAUAAAA